AUAUAUGUGACUAAGUAAACACUUCUGCUUAAGUGAACUUAAUUUUUAUUUAUCAGUGAUAUUUGAAAUAAAUUAUUAAAAAAAAUACAUAAUAAAUUUUAAAAUUUAUAUCAUAUAUAACGAAACAACUUGAAAAAUAUUAGAAUCAAGCAUUAAUUAAUAUGGUCAAUAUUUUAAAACCUGAAUGUUCUUUUACAUCAUGGUAUCCUUUAUUUUGUAAAGAUUCUUUAAAAGCAACAAUUAUUUACAUUCCUGAUGAAGUUCUUAAAUAUUUGGAACAUGAUGCAUUUAUUUUACCUCUUGAAGCAACAAAUUCAAUUCAUUUACAAAAUACAGAAUGGAUGGAUGGUUCUCCAGUAAUAAAUGAUGAGCAUUUAUUUGAGGUUCAACCAACAUUUCCACAAUUUAGUCAACAAAUUCAGAAUGUCAUAGAUGAAUAUGGUGCAGUUUUUAUAAAAAGUAAUUGGAGUUCACCUUUGGAUGCAACAUGGGUUGCACCAACUAAAACAUUAAAAUGCAAAACAUUGGAAGAAAUAUAUUUAUUAUUAAAAAGUUCAGAUAGGAUUGCUAAAGAUUUGAAUAAUGCAAAAAGUUAUUUGGAUUAUGAAACUCCUAUAAAAUCUUGCCUUAUAUUAAAGAAAUGGAGAGAUAUUAAUCCCUGUACAGAAUUUCGAUGUUUUGUAAUACAAAAUGAACUUAUAGCAAUUAGUCAACGAGAUAUAUCACAAUAUCAUAGUUAUAAUGAAUCAGAAAAAUAUAAUAUUCAAACAGACAUCAAAAGCUUAUUUAUGGAACGUAUUAAAGAUAGAUUUCCAUUGAAUAAUUAUUCAUUUGAUGUUAUACGAUAUAAAAAAGAAAAAGUAAAAAUAGUUGAUUUUGGUCCUUUGGAUGAAUCUGUUGUCAAAGGAACACUUUUUACAUACGAAGAACUACAGAAUCUCGAUGAAAAUACUCCAGAAUUUAGAUUUAUUGGCGAAGAAAUUGGUAUUCAACCAAAAACUCCAAAUCAUUUUUGUAUUCCACAAGAAAUAAAUGAAUUUUUUCAAUCUAAUGAAAAUACAAUGCUAUUAGAUAUUAUUCAACAAGAGGUGGAAAAUCAACGAAAAGAAUUCGAAAAUGUUAAUUCUAAUAGUUUGGAACAUGAUUAAUGUACAUUUGAAAAACAAAAAAAUAAAUAAGUGAAUAAUUGUACACUUAAAAAACAUUUUUAAAUACAGAA
Molecule: messenger RNA, 1219 nt
Organism: Apis mellifera (honey bee)
Lineage: Eukaryota; Metazoa; Arthropoda; Insecta; Hymenoptera; Apidae
Product: cell division cycle protein 123 homolog
Exons: 7
Coding region: 162-1148 (328 amino acids)
Cellular component (GO): cytoplasm
Source: RefSeq, a predicted model, not a curated record